ACGCAACGUUGCCCUCGUGAAAACCUUAUGAUAUAUUGACUUUAGCGUCGCGUUCUUAAUAUAACGCGUGCAAACGCCAUAACGUACAUUUUUGUAAAGCGUAAAACGUUGACAUAUGCCGGUGUACAACUGAGUAUAACUUAAGUCAUUUGUCCAAGUUUAAACAAGAGUAUGGACAUAUGUGUUUGUUACAUAUUUGAAUGAGAUCAUAUGCCUUAAGCCCUUAGAGUUUUUUGUUUCGUGUCUGCAUUUUCUCUAUUCGGCGGAGUUAGCCAAGAAGGUGUUUUUAUUCGUGUUCUGUUUUGUGUGUUUAUCAAGCGCUUCAUUUCUGGAUGUAUUCUUUUAACGACUAAUGGAUAAUAGCGACACGUAACGUGUAUUUCUGAGUGGCUUUCUUCUUAUUUAAUGAUGUUCUUGAAAUCCAGAAUGCUUUAUUUCAUAAUUCCGGCGAUACUUAUUGCCAAUUGCAGGACAAUACUAGCAGCAGCAAGUAUUGCACGCUUAAGAGGAGGUGUAGAUGGACGGACGACGGGUCGGGUAGAAGUCUCCAGGAACGGAACACAUUGGGGUACGGUGUGUGAUGACCUGUGGUCGGACAGGGAGGCUCAAGUUGUAUGCCGACAACUUAACUUCCAGUGGGGAACCGCUUUCUCUGGAGCAGCUUUUGGCGAGGGCCAGGGUGACAUUUUCCUUGAUAACGUGCAGUGCACGGGUACCGAGUCCAACCUCGGUGAAUGCCAACAUAAUGGAUGGGGUAAUAAUAAUUGCCGCCAUUAUGAAGAUGCGGGCGUUGCGUGUUAUAAUAGCUCAGUACGAUUGAAAUCCAGAGGAAUGACAAAUGUAGGAACCGUUGAAAUCCGCCUGAACGAGGGAUGGGUAGAAGUCUGCGACCAGGACUGGGACAAUGUAGAUGCUAAGGUUUUAUGCCGGGAGAUGGGCAUGGUUGAUGGACUAGCUCUGUGUUGCUCUACUCUCGGGGUUGACCAAUCUGAUUCAAGCCCCAAUAAAGCCUUUACAAGUUUUAAUUGCGAGGGCCCUGAAAAAAGUUUACUGAAAUGUACGAAACAGGAUUUGAGAACUAAAUGCGCAUCUGAGCACAGGGCAUCUGCCAUUUGUUAUAACACAUCUGUAAGCGAAGUGGAUAUGUCCUUUGCUGUGAGACUUGGAAACGAUUCCAGUUUGAAGAAUUAUUGGGGUGAGGUUAACGUGAGACAUAAAGGAAUAUGGGGACAAGUUUGCUCUAUGGGUAAUAACUGGAACGACAGAGCUGCUGGGAUUGUUUGCCGUCAACUUGGUUUCAAAGGAGGAGCAGCUUAUGGGACUGUGAAUGAAACAUUUAUGCCAAGCUGGAUUAUUGAUAUGAACUGCACGGGGACGGAAAAAUCCCUGGAACAGUGCGCCAAGGGCCCGUGGGGUCAACCAGUGAGGUCAUGUAAACCAGCGUAUGCUCUGUGUUAUCAGAAAGGUAUAAGUGUGGCCCUGAAAGGUGGUGGAGAAUAUUACGGUCGUGUAGAAUUAACGCACGAUGACCAUACGGGUACUAUAUGUGAUACAGCAUGGUCAACGAGUGAUGCGCGGGUUAUUUGUAAACAGCUCGGAUAUGCUGACGGUGACCCAGUUACUGGUUCGUAUUAUGGAGGAGGUACAGGUCCUGUGAUGAUGAACGGUCUCGGUUGCUAUGGUUCCGAGAAAAACAUCACACGAUGUAGAAAUAAAGGCUGGAUGUCAUAUAACGGAACCAAAUGUGACAAACACAAAAAUGAUGCUUCUGUCGUCUGCUAUAAAAAUGUUCGUCUAUCAAGGGGAGAUCACUCUCACGGUGUAGUACAGAUCAUGGAGGAGAACUGGUCAGUACUCUGCGGUGAAGGGUUUACAGACAAGGAGGCCCGGAUAGUGUGUAAACAAUUAGGUUUUCAAGACGGCAUGGCUCUGGCGAUGGGUUCGUUUGGUACUUUCUAUGGGAAAUACGUGCGACCAAAUGUCUCGUGCAACGGAACAGAGAAAACUAUUCUUAAUUGCUCGUAUGAUAAAUUCCGAGCUUGUCAAAAAGAUUCCUUCCUCGGAUAUGCUGUCGUCUCCUGUUUUAAUGGAUCCCUUAGCACAAAACAACAGAUGAAAUUGGAAGGAGGGGAGGGGUCAACGAUGGGAAAUCAGACGGGGCGUGUCACAGUGCAACAGUACGGUAUUUGGGGGCGUGUCUGUCCAAACGCAUGGGAUGAUAACGAUGCUACAGUUGUUUGCAAAAUGUUAGGAUAUAUAGGAGGCGUGGCUUAUAAGUACACGUCGGCAGGUUACGGUCCUUACACGCUUGGAAAAGUUGGUUGCCAUGGUAACGAGUCAUCAUUGUUUGAAUGUCCAGUCAGUAGCGGUCUUUGUGACGCAAAGUUUUCAUCUGGAGAUGCUGGCGUUCUUUGUUAUUCUGUAAAAAAGCCAGCUUUGCGUUUGGUCGGUUCGGCAAAUACAGGGCAUCUUGAAAUUAUUCUUGACAGCUUUAAAGGGACAAUAUGUGAUUUUGGAUGGUCGCGUUAUGAUGCUAGUGUCGCGUGCAAACAGUUGGGAUUCCAAGAUGGCGAACCCCGGAGCCAUUACCCAUUGUCUAAUGGAGCUACAGUCGUGAUGUCAUUAAUGAGUUGCUUUGGUGAGGAAAGUUCUAUAUUCAUGUGUCGUAACCCAGGAUGGCAGAAAAAUAUCGACGAGAGAUGUUACGAAGCCAACAGAAAUGCCGGAGUGUUCUGUUACAAUAACGUGCGUAUAACUGGCGGACAGAAUAAUGAGAACAUGACAGCAGGUAAAGUUGAAAUGUACAGCCAUGGUGACUGGGUAACCAUGUGUGCUGAUGGUUUUGACGCUGACGACGCUCGGGUCGUCUGCAGAGAACUUGGCUUUCCUAAUAGCAAAGAUCUCGUACCUGGGGCAUUUGGCAGGAGAUAUUACUCGGACUAUGUUCUGGGGUUUAACUGUACCGGAAAAGAGAUGACGAUAGCUAACUGUCCUCACAAAGAAACAGGGGAAUGUAAAGACAGGUCGUCUAACUACGCCUCCGUGCUCUGUUCUAAAUUAGCCAUUGAUAAUGCAGAUAUGCAUAUUCUGCCGUUUACAAGUUUCCCAGCAACAGUUAUAAUAGAAAAGCACGGUAUGAAUGGAACAAUUUGUGCUGAAGGAUGGGAUAAUAAAGAUGCAGAUGUAUUAUGUCGCCAGCUUGGAUAUUCCGGCGGUGGUGUAUCUUUUGGACCACUUUAUUCCGGAUCAAGUACCCCUAUCUGGAUGACAAAUGUUGAAUGUAAGGGCAAGGAACCCAGUAUACAGCAGUGCAAGUUCCAGGAAACGCCCACCAGCGGUUGCUUGUCCAAUCAUAUGGCAGCGAGGGUAUACUGUUAUGAAGGACCAGGCUUCCAAGUAAGACUUGUGGGUGGAAAUUCCUCAGCGGAGGGUCGUGUCGAAGUGUCAUACGGUGGUGAAUGGGGGACAAUUUGUGACUCGUACUGGGCUAACAAGGAUGCAAGAGUUGUGUGCCGACAACUUGGUUACCUAGAUGGUGUUGCUCAGCCUAAUUCUUUCUACGGGUCUGGCAGCGGACCAUCGUGGCUAUACUAUGUACGAUGUGAGGGAGAUGAGAAGUCGAUCUGGUCGUGUACAAAUUCUGGAUUCAAUGUCAGCCACACCACGUGUAGGAAUCAUAAAUAUGAUGCUAGUGUAUAUUGUACAGACAGAGUGCGACUUGAACCUAAUGUCACAUAUGGAGCUGUCGAAAUAUGGAAUGAGGAAAAGUACCAAUUAGUUUGCGCCGAUGGUUUUGAUGACAUUGCUGCCAAGGUUGUUUGCAAGUCUGCAGGUUUCAAGUAUGGCAUCAGUGUUUGCUGUUCUGCGUUCGGUAAAAUGGACUACGAAAUUAGUUUCUAUGAUAUCAAAUGUGAUGGCCACGAGACAUCAGUCCUUGACUGCAAGUAUAGCUCCGGUAUAGACAGAUGUCCUAGUAAGAAAUAUGCUUCAGUGGCAUGCUCUGAUACACCAGGAAGUGGCAGCUAUGAAUUGAGACUAAAUAGUCAUAACAGAGGUACUGUUUCUAUUCGGCACUUUGACAUUUGGGGUUACAUAUGUGCUGAUGAUUUUGACGAUGCAGAAGCUACUGUUAUAUGCAGGGAACUCGGAUUUCAAGGCGGAUUCUCAUAUUUCCAAGUUAGAUACAACAAUCCUAAAAAUAUAGGAAUCCCAUGGUUGUCCAAUGUAAAUUGUACUGGACAGGAAAGUUAUUUAGGAAAAUGUGGAAAUGUAAGAUGGGGCUCUGUAGACCGAUGUAAAUCUGAUACGGACCCUGCUGUAUAUUGUUACCAAAAAGAAGGUAUGAAAAUCAAAUUGGUUAAUGGAACUACACAUACCAAUGGUCGCAUAGAAAUAGUAUUAGACGGAAAGAUUGGAAGCAUAUGCGGAUAUUCGUUCUUUAAUGAUAAAACUGCAGAUGUCAUCUGUCGACAGAUGAAAUUUAAGGGAGGGCGAAGAUUAAUGAUGGGUUCAUACGGUGCUGGCGAAGGCAAGUUUUACCUGAAUGCAUUAAGAUGCAAAGGAAAUGAGACGUCAAUCACACAAUGCCCAAUGAUGAUUGAAAAGGUUGGUGAAUCAAAUGAUGCCGACGAUUUUCAAGUGGGAUUGCAGUUUAGAGGGCGUGGUGUUUGGUACCGAAAUUAUCACCGAAGUUCUUGCUGGAUGCAUCAAGACGAUGCCGCUGUUCAGUGCUACGAUACAGUGCGGCUUUCCAACACAAAUGAUUUGAAUUACGGUAUAUUGGAGAUGUAUGACGAGAAGACAAAAUGGUCCGCUGUCUGUGACAAUGGGUUUAAUCAGGUUACAGCUCGCGUAGCUUGCCGCCAGCUUGGAUAUGUCGACGGAAAAUUUCAACCAGGUUCUGUUUUGGGUGCUAACAGAAGUGAGAAGAUUGCUAUAAUUGAACUAAGUUGUAAUGGAGGUGAACAGAGAUUGGAGGACUGUAAAUACACUCAAGGAAUUUGUCCAUCAAACAAUUAUGUCACAGUUUAUUGUAAUGAAUCGGUUAUCAAAAUCAAAGAAUCACUAGAUCUCAAGAUCAAAGGAGGUCUCUAUUAUGGCUCCUUGGAGGUCAACAAAUAUGGUUUCUGGGGUCCUGUGUGUCCUCUAAACUGGACAGACUCAACGGCUAAUGCCACCUGUCGACAGCUUGGCUACGUGGGAGGCAUGGCUUAUAAUGGAACUAGUCGACUUGACUCGCCAAUGGCAUUAGGUAACUUCAAAUGUCAGGGGAACAAAAUGAAUCUUAGCUCGUGCAGUUAUAGUGGUUUCAAUGAAGAUAUCGGCUGCAAGUAUCCAAUAAAAGGACGAUUUCAGAGACCAACUGCUGGCGUUCUUUGCUACAAUCAUAAAGAGGGCGUAAAGUUUAGAGUUGACGAAAAGGGUAGGGUACAAAUAAUGUUUAAUGGUGAAUGGGGCCGUGUUUGUAAUAGCAGUUGGGGCGACAAGGAGGCGGGUGUGUUCUGUCGACAACUUGGAUAUAUUGAUGGCAUUAAAAGCACAUUUGACACCCGAAGCAAAGGCCACGUGUGGAUGAAUUAUAUAGAAUGUAGUGGAACAGAGAAAAGUAUACUAGAGUGUAGUAAUACAUGGACGCCUGGUUCAGCCAACUGUGAUGAUGCUGGUGUCGUUUGCCUUAAAUCUGUGAUGCUGACCAAAGGAAACUUUGAGUCUCAUGGAGCUGUCGAGGUCAAUAUAAAUAAUCACUGGGGCCUGGUUUGUAAUGAUCAUUGGGACCAGACGGAUGUUGAUGUUACAUGCUCUCAGUUAGGCUUUGACUCAGGUGUGCCUCUAUGUUGUUCGCCCUAUGGCUACAUUAAAUCACAUGGAACCAUGGAAACAAUAAAAUGUAAGGGAAAUGAGGCUAAACUAACUGAUUGUCCCCAUGAACUGCCAUAUGGUUCUAUGUGUUCCAUGGAUUACGCGGCUGCAGCCUGCUUCAAUGGAUCACUACCCAAAGAGGCAGAGAUAUCUGUGGCUGGGAAGAAUGGCGCUGGACCUGUUGUUGUGAACUUUAUGAAUGUAAGUGGACGAAUUUGUGCCGACGACUGGGACGACAGGGAUGCUACGGUUGUGUGUAAACAAUUGGGAUAUGCAAAUGGUCAAGCAUAUUUCCAUUACAAAUGGAGCACUGGAAAGGGAGAUAAUGCACCAUUCUGGACAUCAAAGGUGAACUGUUCAGGUACCGAAUCAACAUUUGAUGAAUGUCCAAAAACACCAUACGGACACGUCAAGGACUGUGUAGGGAGACACUAUGCUGGAGCUCACUGCUAUGAGGCGUUUGGUGUUGCCUAUAGGAUGGUAGGAGGCGGGCCCGACCACAAUUAUGGUCGGGUUGAAGUGUCAGUUGACAGAGUAUGGGGAACUAUUUGCAACCGUUAUUGGGAUAUAAACGAUGCUAAAGUGUUGUGCCGAUAUUUCGGCUACGUUACUGGAUUCCCACUUUACACAGGAAAGUUUGGUGAUCCGCCAGAUAAAGUGUACGAAUCAAAUCUUCACUGUAAUGGGUCCGAGGAAUCUUUACAAGAUUGUCCACAUGAGGGUUGGGAACAACCAAACCCAGACAAAAAUUGUGCCGAUCAUUCCAAAGACGCUGCAGUUCAUUGUUACAAUUCAGUUAAGCUUAGUUCCGGUGUAGGUAGAACAGUAUCCCAUGGUCCCGUAUUGUAUUACAACUCCGACAAAAAUACUUGGGAAGCAGUCUGUGAUAAAGGGUUCAACGAUUACAGUGCCAAGCUAGUUUGUCAAGACCUCGGUUUUGAUGAUGGCAAAUCUAUCAGCGGAUCGGCUUAUGGAAAGAUUUAUGAAGAUAUAUUAGAAAAUAAGACGCUUUCUUGUGGCGAAGAUUCCAAAACAAUAGAAAGUUGUCUCCGAGAGGGUCCGUGCAACCAAUCGGAUUUCUACGCAUCUGCAGCAUGCUUUAAGAAGAUUGAUUUGCCAUUGAAGGAAGAUUAUAAAUUCGAGCUUCAGAAAGGCAAUGGUGGGGACUAUUCGGGUACAGUGAAGGUCAUGCACUAUGGUCGGUAUGGUAGAAUAUGCUCUUCGGGAUGGGAUGAUGUUGAUGCCAUGGUGUUAUGUAGAAGCAUGAGUUUCCAGCAUGGAGUAGCUUAUCACCAGUCUGAUAACGAGUUUUCUCCCUUAUUAAGCCGUGGACCUUAUUGGAUUAGUGAUGUGCAUUGUGAGGGAAAUGAGCCCUCCAUUGACGCUUGCAAGUUUAAUGACAGACUCGUCUCGAAGAACUGUACCGAUCGUACUAACGCUGCUGCCGUGUGCUAUAAUGACAAUGGAAUAAGUUAUAGAAUAGUUAACGACAAGAAACCAGAGGAUAAGAACAGCCCAUUUGGUCGUGUGGAAGUCGCCUUGAACAAUGUAUGGGGCACUGUUUGUGACGCGUCAUGGGACGAUAAUGAUGCACGUGUUCUGUGUCGCGAGAAAAACUACCAUGAUGGUUUUGCCCUCAAACGGGCAUUUUACGGAGAAGGAAAAACUAGCCCGAUAUGGCUCAGCCAUUUGAAAUGUACUGGGAAUGAACCUGCUCUUCAUAAAUGUCCACAUAGAGGCUUUAACAGUGCAAUUUCUGACGGAUCGAUUGGUUGGUGGAAGUGCAAGUCUCAUAAAGAUGAUGCUGGUGUAUACUGUAUCAAUGAUUUGAAACUGAGCGGUAGAUUCAAUGUCUCAAUGGGCGGAGUCUUAGUUUACCACAACAGCCAAUGGCAUUCCGUGUGUGACAAAGACUUUGAUUCACGUGACGCACGGGUGGCAUGUAGGACGCUUGGGUUCGCUGAUGGUAAAGUUAUACAAGGGUCAGCAUUUGGAAACCUCUCGAGUUCAAUAGGAGUGAAUUCAGUGAACUGUGAUGGGGACGAGAGAGAGUUUAAGAAUUGUAAGAUGGAGUUUUCCUCAGAAUGUUCAUCUGGGAAGUAUGCAUCGGUAUAUUGUAGUGACUCUGUCAUCGUAGACACAGGUUUCCAUGUACGUGUGCAACCCGAUUACGAUAAAGAACACUCCAAAUUCCAUGGUUUUCUCGAGGUUCAUUUAGAUGGUGUUUGGGGAAGUGUUUGCUCUGAUAGUUUUGAUGACAAAGCCGCGAAUGUUGCUUGCAGACAACUUGGUUAUGCCGGGGGACAGGCCUACAGACCACCAAAGAAUCUCUCGAGCGCAAUCCUAAUGAACAAAGUAAAAUGUAUGGGCACCGAGCCCUCACUAAAACAAUGUUCAUACGCAAGAUGGGGUCAGUCAAAUGUUUGUGAUUACUAUGCACAAAGGGCUGGAGUGCUUUGCUAUAAUGACACUAGACUGGAGUUCCGGCUUGGAGGUGGUGAAGGAGACCGAGGCCGUGUAGAAAUGAAAUACAACGGUGUAUGGGGCAGUAUAUGUGACUGGCUAUGGGACUCUAGGGACGCUAGAGUAUUCUGUCGAAACAUUGGCUACAAGGACGGACUCGAAGUUAUCGGCGCUAGAUACGGUCACGUGAACGGACCACUUUGGUUUACACGUGUUAGUUGCAAAGGCGAUGAGAAAAGUAUAUUACAGUGUCGACAUACUGGUUUUAACAGCUCGGAUGAAAUGGAAGGGGUUUAUGCAGGGUUAUGUAGAACCCGGUCACAUGAUGCGGCAGCUAGAUGUUUUAAUAGAGAAUUAGAAAUAACAGACAUCAGAUUGGUUAACGCCCAGAAUGACCCAACAUACGGGCGUGUGGAAGUUUAUCUGGCAGGCCCGGAUCAAUGGGGUACAGUUUGUGAUGAUUAUUGGGGAGAUCAGGAUGCCAUGGUUGUUUGUAGACAACUCGGAUUCUCUGAGGGGAAAGGUGUUAAAGGAGCUCAUUUUGGCAGAGGCAGAGGUCCAGUAUGGCUGGAUAAUCUUAGAUGUCAUGGAAAUGAGUCAAGUCUUCAAGAUUGUCCUCACAAUAGCUAUGCUGUACAAAACUGUAACCACGGAGAAGACGCGGGUGUUUAUUGCUCUGGGGAAAUGACUACAUCACCAACUGAAAAGGAUAAAGCAGAAAGGUCUAAAAUGAUGCCGGAAGUUUUAGAGGGAAGUAACUCCAUUGUCAUUGCAGUGACAGUUUCUAUAAUAGUGAUCCUAGUGGCGAUAAUCGCUAUCGGUGUUUAUAUACUCUAUCGCCGAUCACGGCCACAUGGAGAAAUCAAAAAGGUUUUAGUGCACAAUGACAUGAAUGACCCAAAUCCGUCUGCUUCACAGCCUGCUGCAGACGGACGGGUAACACUAUCAAAGUUAAAAGCUCAUUUUUCUAAAUCGAAAUUAAACGAUAAUGAGGAUAAUGGCGAUGAACCGGCGAACAUGCCACCAGCUGCUGGUGUAACUAAUCCGGUGUACCUUGACGAUAGAAAUAAAGGAAUUAUUAUGGAGGAAGCUGCCAUCCAGCAACCGAAUUCAGACGGAUUUGAUAUAUAGCCGAUUACAGUGAACUAAAAUGCAUAAAGAUAUAAUCUAUUGUGAUGCUUGCGUUACGUGCUAAAACGAAUGAAAUUCAAAUGCUUUAUAUACAUUUCUGUAUGUACUCAUGUGCAUGUACUACGCAUGAAAAAACGAUGUUUUGGUUGACACUGAAAAAGACGAAUGUUAUAAUAAUAGUGCUCUGGAUAUCGAAAUGAUACACAUUUGUCAUUUAAGCAGCAUCUUAUAGAGGAAAAUAUGUUCGUUUUAACAGAAAGUUGUCGAUGGAUUGUAUGUUGAUAUAUUAUCACUAUUACUAAAAUUUGGCUCUGAUAUUAAUUGUAAUAGCACUUGCUUUUAAAAGGAAUGACGUUAUUACUCUGAACAUUAACAUGAAGUUGUGAUUGCGGAUAUUAUUCAAUUCGCAUCAACUCCAUCUUUAGAUGAAACAUAUUCCAAAAUAAAUGUCAGAUAAUUAUUUGAAAAGUGUAUUAGCUUAAGAUGCCGUCUGCUAAAUAUUGAGCUUAUUCUGUCAGUUGUUUGAAUAUGCAUGGCAGUAUGCAAUCUCUUUUCUAAAAGAUAAAUACAAAUAUAUACCUACUUGACUUUGAAAAAAAACAGUAUAGUACUUACGUUAUGUACAAAGCGUUCUUAUUAAAACAGUUCUAUGUAUUAGUUUACAAAAAAAUAUCCUAUUUUAGAAAAAAUUAUUGUAUACUGUUUUUAUCUUCUAUUGACAAGUGUUAAUGUAUUUUCUCUAAAACGAAAAACAAAUUAUUUUUGCAACGACGGAGCCUAUACCACGUGAUAUUUUAUCCCAAAAAAAACAACAGUACAACAGAUAGUCCAGAUUUAUUGUGUUUCGCUAUCAUUUAUAUAUUUCAUUAUUUUUACAAAGAUAAAGUGCAGAACCAUCUCAUUAUAAUACUGAGAAACGUUGUAGAAAAAACUGCAUUUUCACGGGAAAAUAAACCAAGUAUUUGAACAGUCAGAUAUCCAUGCGAAAAAAGAUGACUUUUAGCAAACAUUUUAUGUAUGGGUCCCUUACUAGAAUGAGCGAUCUCUUCACGUAUCCAAUAAAAAAUAAUAAAGAAAUAUUGAAAAAUGGCAGAAAAUAAAUCCUGGACCGUCUUUUAUAUUAGUUUCUGACCCACAAAGCUCACAAAUAGUCACGUGAUAUAAGCACCGUGGUAACCGUGUUGGGAUUUUUAUCAUUUACUGCUAGGGCGAUCACAAUAUCUUUACAAAAAGCUAGGUACCAGACCGUACCAGACCAGAGUCCGAGUACUUCACUGCCUUCCGAGUGUGUUUUAGCAGACGACAAUUUUAAAAUAAGUUUUCAUCUUCUAUAUGAUUAUUCUCCUUAUGCCUGCUUUGCUGCAAUGACUCAUUAUUAUUAUUAUCCAAAAUACUUACAAACUAGGCUUUAAUUGAUCUUGUUAAAAAUGGCGAAUGUAUUUCAAAGUCAUGCUCUACUUUCUACUGUAAUUAUUCAUUUUUUAUUUGUAAGGGUAUUUAAAAAAAAUAACAUAGGCUAUUUAUUACAUGUCAAACGCCUAUAAUUCAACCAGUUAUGAUUUCUUUUCCGUGUUUUUUAUCUUUAACUAGUUUACGUGCAGUGUUUAAUCUGUAAAAAAGGGGAAAACAAUCAUUGUAAUAGUUCUUGUGAGCUUAGAGCUACAUUUUACUGCUUUUUAUUUUCAUUUGUUGCGCUUCAUGGCGCAAUCUAGCUUUAUGCAUGUAUGUACAGGAUUUUUAGUAUAAAUAUAUCGUUACUUCAGCUGAAAUCUUAUCACAGAGUCACAAUUUGUAAAAAUACAAACAUAUUUCUACAACUGCUUCGUAUAUAUUUUAUUGCAAAUAAAUAUUUUGUCUCA
Molecule: messenger RNA, 11312 nt
Organism: Ruditapes philippinarum (Manila clam)
Lineage: Eukaryota; Metazoa; Mollusca; Bivalvia; Venerida; Veneridae
Product: deleted in malignant brain tumors 1 protein-like
Exons: 43
Coding region: 406-9453 (3015 amino acids)
Cellular component (GO): membrane
Source: RefSeq, a predicted model, not a curated record